Molecule: messenger RNA, 1808 nt
Organism: Tripterygium wilfordii
Lineage: Eukaryota; Viridiplantae; Streptophyta; Magnoliopsida; Celastrales; Celastraceae
Product: bifunctional phosphatase IMPL2, chloroplastic-like
Exons: 2
Coding region: 796-1665 (289 amino acids)
Biological process (GO): L-histidine biosynthetic process
Molecular function (GO): phosphoric ester hydrolase activity
Source: RefSeq, a predicted model, not a curated record
UUUUUUACCCAGAAAAAAUGGAACCUCGAAGAACAGCCUGAAAUUCAGUGUUGUCAGUCAAACACUAAAUAAAGCGCACGCUUCUUGCGCUGGAGUUAAUAAGUUCAUGGUUGGGCUUGGGCUUUGGCUUAUUCUCAAAUUGAGAAACCUCACCAAGUCUAGCCCUAAUUUGGUGAGUUCCUACUUCCUAUAGCUACCUGGGCGUAAGUUCAAGAAUGUUUAUAAUCAGGUUUGUCGCUAUGUGAUGAAGAUGGACCGAGCCCAAUCAAAUCAUGUAGAUCGUGGAGAAUGAAACUGACUUGGGGAGCAUGGUUGGAGUUCAUAUUUUUCAAGGAGAUUGUGAAUCUUAAGUAUUAGUAUGUUGAGUAUUCUAUUAUUGCUGAUUUUUAGGAGCAGAGUUCUAUUAUUAUUAGGAGUAGGCGUAGUUUACUACUUCUAUUAGGAAAGGAAUAGUUUUGCGUGAGAGGGUAUAAAAAGCGAGGUUGUAUGUAGUUCGUGGGAAGGAGGCAACUAUUCUAUUGAUUAAUAACAAAACACUGGGAUUUUCAUCUCAACUUUCCUUCGCUUUUACGUGGGUUUAGGCAAGGAAUUCUUCUAGGGUUUUCUCUGCUUUCAUCAAUCUGUCGUGACUCGUGAGUUCCUCUGCUGUCGAUUGCCCCGACUCAUCUCUCUCCCCUUCGCCGACUCUCUCUCUCUCUGUCGCCGUUCCUCCGUCCGUGCCUCGCCAGUCGCAUCCUCUGCCUCUGUCUCAAUUGCACGAGUGAUCGUUGUUGUCUUUAUAUUUACUUCUUGAAGAUGACGACUUCAAAUUCUGAUCAUCAGCUUCAUAACCCAAUGGAUCUCACCGCAAGAGAGCUUGAUCACUUCACCGAAAUUGGCAAAAAAGCUGCCAAUGCUGCCGGUGAAACUCAUCGGAGCUACUUUGGCAAAAAAAUCAAAGUCGAUGAUAAAAAUGGCGAUGGUCCUGUAACAAUUGCUGAUAAAAAAGCAGAGGAAGCUAUGGCUUCGAUUAUACUAGAGAACUUUCCAUCUCAUGCAGUUUUUGGGGAGGAGACUGGAUGGACUUGUAAAGACAAAUUAUCAGUUCCAGACUUUGUUUGGGUUUUAGAUCCUAUAGAUGGGACACAGAGUUUUAUUGCUCGUAGACAUGAUUUUGGUACGCUAAUUGCUCUAUUAUACAAGGGUAAACCAGUGCUUGGCAUCAUUGAUCAACCGAUUCUAAAAGAACGAUGGGUAGGGGUGAAAGGGAGAAGAACAACCAUGAAUGGAGAAGAAGCAUCUGUACGCACUUGCGAAGAAUUGAAACAAGCAUAUGCCUUCUUGAAAGACCCACAUUACAAUGAUGAUGCUAAAUUUUCCUGUGAUAGUCUUGUAUACAAGGUAAAUCAGGUAUUCUACGAUGGGAAUUGCAUGUCUUAUGCUUUAUUGGCUUCAGGGUUUAUUGAUCUCAUUGUUGACUGUGCAUUGGAUCCAUUUGAUUUUCUUGCUCUGAUACCUAUCGUUGAGGGCGCUGGAGGUAUUAUAACUGAUUGGGAAGGACGUGAGCUUUGCUGGGAGGUUUCUCCAUCUUUGUGCUCAAUUCCAGAAGGAGGUUUCAAAGUAUUAGCAACCGGAGAUAAAAGGAUUCAUGAAAUUGUUGUGCUCGAAUUAUCUGGAAAUUGUUGACUGUUUAUUCUGUUUCAGUCAAAAUGUUUUCUGUUUCAAAUCUUCUCAUAUUAAACAAGUCAUUAGCCAACAUCUGGUUUGUAGACAGGACACAGGCCUGUAUCUUAGUGCUGAUUGAAUGAGAAAUUCUUACACAUUCUUCA